Messenger RNA from Fusarium oxysporum Fo47, 1507 nucleotides. RefSeq lists its product as uncharacterized. Lineage: Eukaryota; Fungi; Ascomycota; Sordariomycetes; Hypocreales; Nectriaceae. The transcript has 2 exons. The record is from RefSeq and is a predicted model, not a curated record. Bases 379 to 1398 code for a protein of 339 amino acids.
CCCGCAAAUGCAAUGCUUCUUUCGAUCCUUCCAAAGAUAAACUCUUGGCAUGCAAUCUAUUGCUUUCCUAAAACGGUUCCCAAUCAAUCUUGGUCACAGAGAUGUUGUCGUCAACAGUGCCGGACACUACCACCCAAGACAUCAUAGAAAUGAGAACUAUUUCCCUUUUUCGGUUUAUUCGCGAAUAUGUGCUUUAAAUCCAUGAUGCCGAGUGUAGUUGUAAAAGACAUAAAAGAGAUGAAUGUCCACGUCUUUGGAUCAUGCUCAGAACAUCACAAACACAAUCAUCAGCUCUUACAAUAACAAGACUACAUUAUCAAUCAACUAUCAUCACAUUUAUUCAGACUUACCCCACAGUCCACAUUCAACAUCCACACAAUGGCUCCCAAGUCUCUUGAACUCACCCCAGAUGACUACCGCUUCUUCCGCUCCCAAAUCACCAAGCCCGCCCCCCUCCCCAAGGACAUAUCCCUUUCAGAAAGCACUAUCAUCAUCACUGGCGCAAACACCGGCAUUGGUUAUGGCGCUGCAGAGCAGUUUCUCGCCAUGAACCUCAAGCGUCUCAUCAUCGCUGUCCGAAGUAUCUCCAAGGGUGAAGCCGCAGCAGCAACCCUCCGCGCCAAGUAUCCCAGUGCCGAGAUCCUCGUCUGGCAGGUCGAUAUGAACACAUACAAGAGCGUUCAAGACUUUGCGAAAAAGUGCGAGACUCUUGAUCGUAUUGAUCUUGUCAUUCUCAACGCUGGUAUACAAAUGACAAAGUUCGAACUUAGUCCUGAGGGCCAUGAGGUUUCGUUCCAGGUCAACUACCUCUCUACCGUUCUUCUCGCCACACUGCUUCUUCCCACACUCAAGCAAAAGGCUCCAGCUGGUCAACCGGGACAUCUCACGAUCGUCAACUCAGGCACAGCUCUAGCGGCCGAGUUUCCCAACGCCGAAGACGAGAACGUCAUGGAAUUCUUCGACAACGAAGCCUUUUUCUCUUCUGGUGUGAAUGCACUUCCUUCAUACUCCAGGACCAAAGCUCUCGCACACUUCUGGAUAGUAAAACUAGUCGAGCGCGUCAAAGCCGAAGAUGUGAUCGUCAACCUCGUUGAUCCAGGUAUGGUUGGCGGAACUAGCUUGACACGCGGUCAGGGAAACAUCAUCAUUCAGUACAUCUUUGUUUUGGUAAACUUUCUUAUUGCUCGGAGCAUCAAGAACGGAGCAAGUACAUUUGUGCAAGCUGGUGUUGUUAUGGGCAAGGAGACCCAUGGGUCUUAUAUCAUGGAUUGGAGAAUUCACCAUUACACCAAGUUCUUGUAUACGCAGGAGGGUAAGGCCUUUGCGGAUAAGGUCUGGUAUGAGACGAACAAGCUUCUGUCCUUUGCCGACAUUGACGGUAUCUUGAACUCGCUCUGAGGGACGGAGCGAUGUGUCUUUUGAAGGAGUUCCAAGGGUUCUGACCAUCUUGUUGGGUAUAAGCGGGACUGGGCAUCUGGGAAUAUAGACUGAUAGACUAAUAAUUAAU